This is a messenger RNA of Melospiza melodia melodia, 1012 nucleotides long. RefSeq names its product nudix hydrolase 6 (gene NUDT6). The transcript is spliced from 5 exons. The coding region runs from base 1 to 864 and encodes 287 amino acids. The record is from RefSeq and is a predicted model, not a curated record. Gene Ontology annotation, molecular function: ADP-ribose diphosphatase activity; NADH pyrophosphatase activity; NAD binding. NCBI's taxonomy places the organism in Eukaryota, Metazoa, Chordata, Aves, Passeriformes, Passerellidae.
AUGGCGGGCCCGUGGCGGGGGCUCCGGAGGGCGCGGGGCUGGGCGGCCCUGGCGGGGCUGCGGGCGAGAACGGACAAGUUCGGGGGUGUGAGCGUGGACCUGGGCGAGCUGCGCGGCUCCCCGCGGCUGGAGCGGGCCGCCUUCGGGCGGUGGCUGCGGGAGUCCGUGUCUCAGUGGCGGGAUGAAGGCCGCAUUGCUGUCUGGCUCCGUGUCCCCAUCCUCCAGAGCAGCCUUGUGGCAGUGGCUGCUUCCCAAGGCUUUGCUUUCCACCACGCUGAGCAGGGCUCGUCCACCCUGACGCUGUGGCUGGGAGAGGGGCCCAGCAGGCUGCCAGGGUUUGCCACACACCAGCUGGGGGUUGCAGGUGCUGUUCUAGAUGAAAGCACUGGAAAGGUGUUAGUUGUACAAGACAGAAAUAAGACUAUAAACGCAUGGAAGUUUCCAGGAGGUCUGUCUAAUCCAGGAGAAGACAUUGGAGACACAGCAGUUCGAGAGGUUUUUGAAGAGACUGGCAUCAAGUCAGAGUUCAAGUCCAUCCUAAGCAUCAGGCAGCAGCACAAGCACCCCGGAGCCUUCGGGAAGUCAGACAUGUACAUCAUCUGCCGCAUGGAGCCCACCUCCUUCCGCAUCAGCUUCUGCCAGCACGAGUGCCUCCGCUGCGAGUGGAUGGACCUGGAGCAGCUGGCCAGGACAGAAAACACCACACCCAUCACCAGCAACGUGGCCAAGCUCUUACUGUUCGGGUACCGGGAAGGGUUUGAUAGGAUUGACAUAACCAUGAGGGAGUUCCCAGCUGUCUACACAGGCCUGUUCUACAAGCUCUACCACAGGGAGCUGCCCGAGCCCUACAGAAACAUGACAUGAUAGCAAUACAUUUCACAUUUCUCUAUAGUAAUAAUUUAGAAUUAUUGCAAUGUUGAAUAUUAUAGUUAUCUGUGGACUUAUUUUUAGGUAAUUAUUAGAACAUAAUUAUUCUCUAAUAAGCUAAGAUAUAAAUUAUUUUUAAAGGUAA